AUGAAAAAUGAGUUCAAGCUGCGCUUCUUGCGAGUAGUGGGGCGCACUGCGCCUGGCUCGGACGCGCACUGAGGUUGGGCAAAAGUGCCAAGUGUAGCCUCACAAAGCCCACCAGAACGCGUCGCCACGUCUCUCCUCUCCAGCCGAGUGCUCGAAAAACCGCAGGAAAGGGGCGAUUGUUCAACCCGCACGAUAAGCUAGCGGUGUAAGACACUAGCACAGCUGAUAGAGGCCGCGGCUGGCGGAAGAGCAGCGUAGUUGCUGUUUUAGCUCAGCAGAGCAUCGAUUCUUGCCUGCAGCAGCUCAGCUAUUGCCUCAUUAGCUGCACACGAACGACUGCACCGUCAGAGGGAGAGAGAGCUGCCCUCCUCGCCGACGAGAUUUCGCACUGCUCGCGCGGGAAGAUGAGCGAUCGCUACGACGACCGCUCGCGGCGCGACGAUCGCUACGACGAGCGCUCGUCGCGGGACGACGACCGUUCUUCGCGCCGACGCGACGACGACGACGACGAGCGUCGGGACCGAGGCUACGACCGAGACCGCGGCUAUGACCGGGACCGUGGCUAUGACAGGGAUCGUGGCUAUGACAGGGACCGAGGCUACGGCCGAGACCGGGGCGACCGUGGCUAUGACAGGGAUCGUGGCUAUGACAGGGACCGAGGCUAUGACAGGGACCGAGGCUACGACCGAGACCGGGGCUACGACAGGGACCGUGGCUAUGACAGGGACCGCGGCUACGAUCGUUCGCGCCGCGAGUACUCGCGCCGCCGCGACGACGACGACGAAUACUACUCGCGCCGCCGCGACGACGACGACGAAUACUACUCGCGCCGCCGCGACGAGGACGAGCCGCGCCGCGACGACGAUUACUCGCGCCGCCGCGACGAAGACGAUAGACGCCGUGAGGAGCGCCACGAACCGCGGCGCGACGACGAGUGCUCGCGCCGCCGCGACGAGGAGCCACGGCGCGAGGACGACGAGUACUCGCGCCGCCGCGACGAGGAGGAUCGCCGCCGCGAGGCGCGCCACGAGCCAGAGCCAGAGCCAGAGCCCGAGCCCGCGCCGGUCGACGACGCGCCGCGGCCGCGGAGCCGCGCCGGCUCGCGCGCCAACGACCCGCCGCGGCCGCGCGGCGCGGCUCGUGGCGACCCCUCGCCGGCGGCCGACCGCGGCGACGGCGACGACGAUGACCGCCGCGCCUCCGGGGCCUCCGGGGGCAGCCGCCGGGAGCGAUCACCGGAGGCCGCGUCGGCGAGCCGGAGCGCGAGCCGCGAGCGCGGCCGGCGCCACCGCCGAAAGCACAAAAGCCGGCGCCGCCGCCGGAGCCCGAGCCCGUCGUCGUCGCCCGAGGUCCGCCGCAAAAAGGCGUCGCGCUGGGACGCGACGUCGGCGCCGGCGACCACGGCGCUGGGAGUCGCGGCGCAGGCCGCGCUCGAGACGGCGGGCGGCGCGCCCGCGCUCGAGCCGGCGGCGUCGUCGCUGCUGCUGCCGGCCCAGGGCCUCGCGACGAAGAAGCAGCGCGAGCUCUACGUGGGGAACCUGACGGCGAACGCCAUUUCCGCCGAGGGCCUCCGCGAGCUCUUCGCGUCGCUCUGCGCGGCGCUGCCCGACCACGACGACUCGCGCGGCCCGGCCGUCAUCAACGCGCAGCUCUGCGAGGGCGGCAUGUUCGCCUUCGUCGAGAUGCAGACGGAAGCCCUCGCGUCGACGAUGCUCCGAUUUCAUGGCCUCGAGGUGGCGGGCCGGCCGAUGAAGAUCGGCCGGCCCGCCGGCUAUUUAGAUCCCCCGCACGGGCCCGUGCCGCCUUUGGAUGUCCCGAUGGAGGUCCUGAAGGAGCUGGGCAUCUCGGGCCAGGUCGGCCCCGCGCGCGUCGACGUGCUGGGCCAGCACAUCGACGCGCGGAAGCGGCGCGAGUUAUAUGUUGGGAACCUGACGGCGGGGGCCGUGUCCGGCGUCAUGCUGCGCGACGCCAUCACGCGCGUGCUGGCGGGGGCUCUGGGCGGCGACGGCGGCGGCAACCCCAUCGUGCGCAACGCCGAGAUCCAGGCCGGCGGCAUGUUCGCCUUCGUCGAGUUUAGGGAUGAACCGACGGCGACGAUGGCCCUCGCGCUGCUCAACGGCCACGACCUGUGCGGCCGGCCGCUGCGCGUGGGCCGGCCCGCGGGCUACACAGAGAUGGGGGGCGCGCCCGAGGCGCCGACGGCCGCGUCGCUCGGCGCGCCUUCCUAUAUACCUCCACCGCCCGCGCCGGAAGUGGCGCCGCGGCCGCCGCCGCCCAUCUACGAGUCCGUCGAGGAGCCGGAGCUCCUUGGAUAACUAGAUAC
Pelagomonas calceolata is the source of this 2323-nucleotide messenger RNA. The record is from the annotation of a GenBank genome assembly. NCBI's taxonomy places the organism in Eukaryota, Pelagophyceae, Pelagomonadales, Pelagomonadaceae.